CUCGCCGACCUUCAGGCCCUAGUUGCACUACUCGCCAUCGGCCAAGAUUUCGAAUGCAUCUGGACAACAUGGUGUCCACAUGCAAUCAAAAUGUUGGCGGAUGGCGAGUAGUGCGACGAGGCCCUCAGGCCACUGCGCGCCGCCGCAAAAGGCAUCUCCCGUCGACCGUCGGCGCCAUCUUCGCACCCGCCGUCUUCUUCAAGUCGCUGCCGUCGUAGAGUUUGGGCGACAGGCAGCGACAUUGAGCGGGGAUAGCCAGAGGCAGCAGCUGCUGAGGCAGGCAGCAGGAGCGGCUGGAGGCAGCAGGGCGAGCGCCUCCGGACCUGAGGCUCCGUCGUCGACUCCUCCCUCUUCGAAGGCUCCGUCGUCGACUCCCCCCUCUUCGAAGGCUCCGUCGUCGACUCCUCCCUCCUCCGCUGCUCCAUCGUCGACUCCUCUCUCCUCGGCUUCUCCCUCCUCGGUUGCUCCCUCCUCGGCUUCUCCCUUGUCAACACCUGCGGAGGAAACGUAUGACCCAAAGGCGCACUGGGGUAUCGCCAAACCUAAGGGCUUGCUCUUCGACGCGGGUGAUGGUUCUACUUUCAUCAUGAACGGCUGGAACACCCGUGACAUUAUGUACAAUGCCCUUACUCCUGCAGGCCGUGCCAGAGUCACUAAGCUCUUCACCCAAGCUCGGUCUAUGGGACUGACUGUUGUACGGGCGAUGGCCUGCAAUGACGGAUCGAGGCACAUCAUUCAAAAAAAUCCUGAGACGUUCGACGAGACCGUGCUGCAAGCUUUAGACUGGGUAAUGGAGGAGUCGAGGAAGUUUGGAAUCCGCUUGGUUCUGGCAUUCGCCGGGAACUGGGAGAGUAAGUCGGUGUAUGCCUCUUGGUACAAGUAUAGGAGUGGCAACAACCAGACUGUACCUGAUGACUUCUUCCGUGUUAAGGACAUGAAGGACUGGUACAAGGCGCUGGUCACAAAGGUGAUUUCCAGGAGGAACACAAUCAGUGGGAUGCUUUACAAGGAAGAUCCGGCCGUCUUCUCCUGGCAGUUGAUGAAUGAGCCUAGGGCUACGUCCGACUUUAGUGGCAAGACGGUGCAAGAUUGGCUGCGUGAGAUGGCAGCUUUCGUCAAAGGCUUGGACUCGAAGCAUAUGGUGUCGGCGGGUGUGGAGGGCUUCUACGGGCCGUCUGAUCCUUCGCGCUUCCCUGUCAAUCCAGACCGCUGGGCUGAGGAGCAAGGUAACGACUUCAUAGCAGAGGGAAAGAUCCCCAACAUUGACUACCUGACCGUGCAUAUCUAUCCUCAGCUCUGGAUGCCCGGGCGCCCCUAUUCGACCUGGCUUUCCUUCACGAGCAAGUGGAUUAAGGGCCAUGCUGAGGACUGUGUGAACCAGUUGAAGAUGCCUAUGGUGUUUGAGGAGUUUGGGUGGAAGGGUGACGAUGUGAAUGCCACCGACGCAAGGAACGGCUUCUUUAAGGUGGUUUUCGAUGAGACCUUGGAGGCUGCAAAGGGGAAAGCGACGGCUGGGACCAUGUUCUGGGCCAUGGAAGAUCCCUCUGCAUUCUUUAGUCCCUGGGCCGUUUGGUACGAGAGGGAUAUAGAUUCUACCAUAGGGAAUCUGGGGCGGACAGUGGAGAACAUGGCUUCAUUGCCAGGGAGGGAGGGAGGGAGUAGAGCUGUGUACGUCUGUACUGCUGGACUCUGCAAGCGACGUCUGCCGCACCUCCGCUUUUUGCAGCGGGAUCUCCGCUUUGUGCCACGGGAUCUCCGCUUUGUGCAGCGGGAUCUCCUUUUUGUCCGGUGGGAUCUCCGCUUUGUGCAUCUCCUCUUUGUGCAGCGGGGCCUCCGCUUUGUUCGGUGUGAUCUCCGCUUUGUUCGGCCGGAUCUCCGCUUUGUUCGGCCGGAUCUCCGCUUUGUGCAGCGGAUCUCCUCUUUAUGCAGCGGGAUCUCCGCUCUGUGGAGUGGGAUCUCCGCUUUGUUCGCUUCGAUCUCCGCUUUGUUCGGCGGGAUCUACGCUUUGUGGGGUGAGAUCUACGCUCUGUGCGGUGGGAUCUCAUUCCCUUGGCUGGUUAGUUGAGCAAAUGGGAUUGACGUCUAUUACUAUAUUGUGAAGAAUAGUGAAAAGGAUCGAUGCGGCGGAAGUGCGCUGAUGAUCCUGUUUCCACUGAAGCUGAGCGAAAGAAUACGAAUUACUGUACUGGAAUAAAAUCGUCCCGAGCGC
Molecule: messenger RNA, 2209 nt
Organism: Chara braunii
Lineage: Eukaryota; Viridiplantae; Streptophyta; Charophyceae; Charales; Characeae
Source: the annotation of a GenBank genome assembly